Cajanus cajan (pigeon pea) is the source of this 1051-nucleotide messenger RNA. RefSeq names its product GDSL esterase/lipase CPRD49. NCBI's taxonomy places the organism in Eukaryota, Viridiplantae, Streptophyta, Magnoliopsida, Fabales, Fabaceae. Gene Ontology annotation, molecular function: hydrolase activity, acting on ester bonds. The record is from RefSeq and is a predicted model, not a curated record.
CAUUGCAUACAUGGGUAUGUGUGUUUUAUGAUUUAUGUGUUUGAGAGAGAGAGAGAGAGAGAGAACUAAGAUGAUAGGAACAGCGAGGCCUCAAUUUGUGUUGUUUGGAUCUUCAAUUGUUCAGUACAGUUUUUAUGAAGGUUGGGGAGCAACACUUUCUCACUUGUAUGCUCGUAAGGCAGAUAUAGUUAUGCGAGGAUACGCUGCUUGGAAUUCAAGGCGUGCUUUGGAGGUUUUGGAUAUAAUUUUUCCCAAGGAUGCCAAGGAGCAACCAUCAUUGGUGAUUGUAUACUUUGGUGGUAACGAUUCUACUCUUCCCAAUCCAAAUGGCCUUGGUCCUCAUGUACCUCUAGAGGAAUUCAAGGAAAAUAUGAGGAAAAUUGCUAUCCAUGUGAAGGGUCUUUCAAAGAAGACUCGCACUAUAUUUCUCACUACUCCUCCCAUCAAUGAAGCACAAAUCCAUGACAAUAGUAACGCUCAGGGAUUACCACUAAGGACAAAUGAAGCUUGUCGAAUAUAUGCAGAAGCAUGUUUGGAGGUGUGCCAAGAAAUUAAUGUCAAAGCUAUUGAUUUGUGGUCUUCUAUUCAGAAAAAGGAUAAUUGGCGAGAUGUUUGUUUCAUUGAUGGAAUUCAUCUCUCAAAUGAGGGAAGCAAGAUAGUGUCAAGAGAGAUAUUGAAUGUCCUUAAAGAAGCAAAAUGGGAACCUAGUCUAUAUUGGAGGUCAAUGCCAAGUGAAUUUGGGGAAGAUUCACCAUAUGAUCCAGUUGCAUCAGAUGGAAAGUCAAUUAAUCUCUCCAACUUUGCUUUCCCUGAUAAUGAUAUGUGGGAUUAGACUUAUGUAAAAGGAAUUAAAAACUAUAUAUAGAUACAAGACAUACCCCAAUUUAUAGUAUCCUUAGCUUAGGCAACAUUCAUGAAAUAAUAGGCUUUGAUGUUAUGCCUAAUGAAGUAUGAUAUUCUUUAUUCUUAUACCAACAAAUGGAUGAUUACUUGACCUAGCUUUUUACCAUGUAUUGAACUUGUAAUUAUUUACACCAAAUAGGUUUCACUA